CCUCUUGCGCUCGCUCCCGACGCUGGCCUCGAUUUCUGCCUCUCCCCCAUUCUCUCUCAGUGUCUUUAAGUCGCAAUCCUCCCACUCGCAAGGUAGGGUUUCCGAUUAUGAAUCGCGACACUGUGCUUCGAUUGGGUCACCGAAGGCUAGGGUUUCCACCACCACAGCCACCGUCAUCAUCAUCAGCUUCCUCAAAUUCUACAUUGACGCCGCUGUCUUCUCUUUCUCUCUCUGCUUCGAACCCCCAUGGGAGCUCUCCGGUUUUCUCCAACAAUAUGGGAAAGAAAUCUGAGCCCGUCAUAACAAAAUGCAAGGAGAGCGAAAACUGGACAAAAGUUACAUUUAAGCCUGACUUAGCAAAAUUCAAUAUGACUCAUCUUGAAGAUGAUGUUGUUGCCUCGAUGAAAAAGCGGGUGAUUGACUUGGCGGGAUGCCUUGGAAAGACUGUGAAGAGCAUGAUGAGUUACGUAAAGACAUUGAACAGCUGUGUAUGCAGCAAGCUGGUCCUGGUUACCUUGAUGUGGCUACUCGAAUGCAUUUUCAGAGGAAAAUAGCGAAUGGAAUGAUUGGCAAACUACUGUUUUACAGGAGCGUAA
Messenger RNA from Camellia sinensis, 596 nucleotides. Lineage: Eukaryota; Viridiplantae; Streptophyta; Magnoliopsida; Ericales; Theaceae. The record is from RefSeq and is a predicted model, not a curated record.